AAAAGAGAAAUUGAAAACAACUCUUCGAAGAAACCAACAGCAUUAUCUUCUCCAUUGCUACCUUCUUUUUAUCAUCAUGGAGUUCUCCUCCUCUUCUGUCCUCUUUCCCUUUCUUCUCUUUUUAUUCAUGCUAUUCAGAAUAGGUAAGAGGUCCAAACCCAACAUCUCAACUCCAAAGCUGCCCCCAGGACCAUGGAAACUACCUCUAAUUGGAAACCUGCACCAGCUUGUUGGUUCACUUCCUCAUCACUCACUGAGGGACUUGGCAGAGAAAUAUGGGCCUCUCAUGCACCUACAGCUUGGCCAAGUCUCCACGCUUGUAGUCUCAUAGCCACAAAUUGCCAAAGAGGUUAUGAAAACCCACGACCUCAAUUUUGCCCAAAGGCCCCAUCUUCUUGUUACCAGGAUUGUAACUUCUGAUUCUACCGACAUUGCUUUUGCCCCAUAUGGUGACUAUUGGAGACAACUCCGAAAAAUUUGUGUGAUAGAACUUCUAAGUGCCAAGCGUGUUAGAUCAUUCCAGUUGAUUAGGAAAGAGGAGGUUUCAAAUCUCAUCAGAUUCAUUGACCCUUGCUCAAGAUUUCCUAUCGAUCUUAGGGAGAAAAUUUCCUCUUUUACAUUUGCCGUGAUCUCAAAAGCAGCACUUGGGAAAGAAUUCAAAGAACAAGAUUCUCUUAAAUCGGUUUUGGAGGAAGGUACAAAGCUGGCAUCAGGUUUCUGUCUUGCCGAUGUGUACCCUUCUGUUAAAUGGAUUCAUCUGAUCAGUGGAAUGAGGCAUAAACUUGAGAAGCUGCAUGACAGGAUUGAUGGAAUACUUCAGAUUAUUGUUGAUGAGCACAGAGAGAGAAUGGAAAAAAGCACAGGCGAGCUUGAAGCAGAAGAAGACUUCAUUGAUGUGCUUUUAAAGCUUCAACAGGAUGGAGACCUUGAACUUCCCUUAACUGACGACAAUAUUAAAGCAGUCAUCUUGGACAUUUUCAGUGGAGGAGGGGCAACAGUAUCGACAGCUGUGGAGUGGGCAAUGUCGGAAAUGAUGAAAAACCCAAGAGUCAUGGAAAAGGCACAAGCUGAGGUAAGGCGGGUCUUUGAUGGACAAGGGGAUGUGGAUGAAACGGGCAUUGAUGAAUUAAAAUUCUUAAAGGCGGUAGUCAGUGAAACCUUGAGGCUACACCCUCCUUUCCCAUUGUUGCUUCCAAGGGAAUGUAGGGAGAAGUGUAAGAUUAAUGGAUAUGAGGUACCUGUGAAGACCAGAAUGACCAUUAAUGCAUGGGCAAUUGGGAGGGAUCCUGAUUAUUGGACUGAAGCUGAGAGAUUUUACCCAGAGAGAUUCCUUGAUAGUUCAGUUGAUUACAAGGGUGCUGAUUUUGGAUUCAUCCCAUUUGGUGCUGGAAGGAGGAUGUGCCCAGGCAUAUUGUUUGCCAUACCCAGCAUUGAGCUGCCACUAGCUCAUUUACUGUUCCAUUUUGACUGGGAACUCCCCAACGGAAUGAGGCAUGAGGAUCUAGACAUGACCGAGGUUCAUGGCUUAUCAGCCAAAAGAAAACACAGUCUGCAUUUAAUUCCCAUUCCUUAUAAUUCAUAGCCUGUUGGGUGAGACCACCCAGAAGAAGGAUUCCAACUACGCAGUUGCUAUAUUUGAAAUGAUAUACAAGUUGCUGUGAUGUACUAUGAGCAUAAUGCUCUAAUGCUAUAGAAGAAGUUGUCGAUUUCAA
This is a messenger RNA of Vitis riparia (riverbank grape), 1712 nucleotides long. Its product is annotated as cytochrome P450 71D10-like. The transcript has 2 exons. The coding region runs from base 353 to 1582 and encodes 409 amino acids. Gene Ontology annotation, molecular function: monooxygenase activity; iron ion binding; oxidoreductase activity, acting on paired donors, with incorporation or reduction of molecular oxygen. Lineage: Eukaryota; Viridiplantae; Streptophyta; Magnoliopsida; Vitales; Vitaceae. The record is from RefSeq and is a predicted model, not a curated record.